Molecule: messenger RNA, 1524 nt
Organism: Triticum turgidum subsp. durum (durum wheat)
Lineage: Eukaryota; Viridiplantae; Streptophyta; Magnoliopsida; Poales; Poaceae
Source: the annotation of a GenBank genome assembly
AUGGCGGUGGCGGCGCCGGGGCAGCUGAACCUCGACGAGUUCCCCUCCUGGGGCUCCCGCGGCGUCGACUGCUUCGAGAAGCUCGAGCAGAUCGGCGAGGGCACCUACGGGCAGGUGUACAUGGCCAAGGAGACGGAGACCAACGAGAUCGUCGCGCUCAAGAAGAUCCGCAUGGACAACGAGCGCGAGGGCUUCCCCAUCACGGCGAUACGCGAGAUCAAGAUCCUCAAGAAGCUGCACCACCAGAACGUCAUCCAGCUCAAGGAGAUCGUCACCUCCCCAGGCCCGGAUCGAGACGAGCAAGGGAAGCCAAUCGACGGUAACAAGUAUAAGGGGAGCAUCUACAUGGUCUUCGAGUACAUGGACCACGACCUCACCGGGCUCGCCGACAGGCCCGGGAUGCGCUUCACCGUGCCGCAGAUCAAGUGCUACAUGAAGCAGCUGCUCACGGGCCUGCACUACUGCCACGUCAAUCAGGUGCUGCAUCGAGAUAUCAAAGGUUCGAACCUUUUGAUAGACAAUGAGGGUAACCUCAAGCUUGCUGAUUUUGGGCUUGCGAGGUCAUUCUCCAGUGACCACAAUGGCAACCUGACUAACCGUGUCAUCACAUUAUGGUAUAGACCUCCAGAAUUGCUUCUUGGAAGCACAAGGUAUGGUCCAGCUGUUGACAUGUGGUCUGUGGGCUGUAUUUUUGCCGAGCUUCUUAAUGGAAAGCCAAUCCUGCCAGGAAAGAAUGAGCCGGAGCAGCUGACCAAAAUUUUCGAGCUUUGUGGCACCCCUGACGAGUUAAUCUGGCCUGGUGUCACUAAGAUGCCAUGGUACAACAACUUCAAGCCUCCCCGAGUAUUGAAGAGAAAAGUUAAAGAUGCCUUUAAACAUUUUGACCGGCAUGCUCUGGACCUGUUGGAGAGGAUGUUAACUUUAGAUCCAUCUCAGAGGAUACCAGCGAAGGAGGCACUUGAUGCAGAGUAUUUCUGGACUGAUCCCUUGCCAUGUGAUCCGAAAAGUUUGCCGUCAUACGAAGCAUCACACGAAUUCCAGACUAAGAAAAAACGUCAGCAGCAGAGGCAAGCAGAGGAAGCUGCAAAGCGCCAAAAAAUAAAUCAUCCUCCCCCACAUUCUCGCUUGCCUCCGAUCCAGCAUCCAGGCCAAUCGCACCAGAUCAGGCCUGGCCAUGCGCCACCUGUGGCAGGUGGCCCGAGCCACUAUGCAAAACCUCGAGGACCUGGAGGGCCUAACAGGUACCCGCAAGGUGGAAACCAAGGCGCAGGCUAUAAUAACCCGAACCGCGGAGGGCAGGGCAGCGGCUACGGGAGCGCCCCGUAUCCUCAGCAAGGCAGAGGACCUCCUCCGUUCCCUGCAGCAAGUGGUCCACGUGGUAGUGCUGGCAGUGGAUAUGGAGUCGGCGGGCCAAAUUACCCACCAGGUGGUCCGCCAUAUGGCACGUCUGGUCCAGGUCGAGGAGGCCCGAACUAUCCUCAAGGCGGUUCUCGCAAUCAGCAGCAGUAUGGUAGCUGGCAAUAA